AUGCGGAUUUUUAAUAAUAAAAAUAAUAAUAAUAAUAAUAAUUAUUUAUUUAUACUAAUAUUACUAUAUUGUUUUAAUAUUUCUUUAUCAUUAUUGGUUGAAGAAAAUCAACCUUGUAAUACAGAACGAGAUAUUUUAUUAGCAACAGAUCCAUCUCAUAAUCCUCAAGCAUAUCUUCAAUGUGUAUCCGCAAACAUUGGUACAAUUGGAUUUUGGAAUAAAAAAUUUUGUACAUCAGAUAAAAAAUUUGACUUCUCAUCACAGUCAUGUAUUGAUAAUACAAAUAAUAAUAUAAUAUUUAAUUUUAAUUCAUUUAAAUCAUAUCCACCAACAAAUAAUCAAGGUAAUUUUUAUAAUCCAACAUUUGAAUCAAUUCCUGAACCAAUACCUGAACCAGCAUUAAAAAUUGCCAUAUUAAAUAAUACAUGUAUAAAUGGUGAGACAUGUAUUGGUGGUACUGUAUGUGAUAAAAAAAAAGGAAAAUGCCUUUGUCCAUUUGGUACAAUUCCUAAUUUAGAAACAUUAUCUUGUGAUGAUACUGAGGCAUCACCAAUGAUUGUUUCAUCAAUUCAACAAGAAGAUGGUACAUUUAAAUUUACCUUCCGUAAACAAAAUCCAUAUACACAAAAUAUUAAUGAAUUAGUUACUAAAAAAGAUGAUGAUAAAAAUAUUAAUAAAAUAGAUUUAUUUAAUAUUAAAAAUAUUCCAAUAACUAGUACAAUUAAACCAUUUUCUUUCUUAGAAUCAUUAUUUUCUAAACCAGGUGAAAAAUGUAAUGAUGGUAAAAUUUGUACUGGUGGAUCACUUUGUAUAACACCAAAUAUGUUAUGUUUAUGUCCUGGUACAUUAAUUGAAAAAGAUGGUGAAUGUGUUAAUCCAAUAAAUAAUGUACCUGCUGUUGAAAAAAUUAAAGUUGGUGGUUUAUGUAAUUCAUAUACUGAAUGCCUCGAUAAUUCAUCAUGUAUUCUUGGAAGAUGUCGAUGUGUUUCACCAUUAAUAGAAAUUAAUAAUAAAUGUAUACUUCAAAUUCCUAAAAAAGAAGUUGGACCAGGUGAGGUAUGUGAAAAUGGUGAAAUUUGUACAAAAGGUUCUGUAUGUGAUUCUACAAUUCCUGUUUGUAUAUGUCCAGUUGGAACAGAUCUUAAUGAAAAUGAGGAAUGUGUUCCAAUUAUUGUUACACAAACUACAACAAUACCAUCAACAAUUAAAUCAUCACCAAUAGUUGUUAUUCAAACUACUCCUAAAGUUAUGACUUUCCAAACAACACAAAAAAGUACUAUUCAAACUACAGGAAAAAAUAUUGAAUAUUAUACACAACCAAGUCGUGUAAUAACAACAACAACAACUACUACUACCUCUCCACCUCCAACAACACCAAUAACAUCAAAAACAGUAAUUAGUACAAUUUAUUCUCAACCAAUUAUAGGAUAUACAAAACUAUCUAAACCAUUAUCAAUUGGAGCUAAAUUUUUAAAAGUUGGUGAGAUAUGUUCAUUAAAUACAGAUUGUAUGAUUGGAGCAUAUUGUAAUGGUAAUUCAAAUCCACCAUCAUGCCAAUGUUUGUCAACACAUGUUAAUGUUAAUGGUAAAUGUGAAAAAGUAAUUUAUCCUGGUCAGUAUGGUUGUAAAAGUGAUAUUCAAUGUUCAACAUCAUAUCCCGGUGCUUCAUGUCAUGAUAGGCAAUGUGUCUGCCCCCUAAAUUAUCGUGCCGUUGAACAAACAUGUGUUUCAGGUUAG
Strongyloides ratti is the source of this 1737-nucleotide messenger RNA. Its product is annotated as EB domain-containing protein. The transcript is spliced from 4 exons. The record is from RefSeq and is a predicted model, not a curated record. Bases 1 to 1737 code for a protein of 578 amino acids. NCBI's taxonomy places the organism in Eukaryota, Metazoa, Nematoda, Chromadorea, Rhabditida, Strongyloididae.